AGGAUCCGCCAGAAUUGUGCAGUCGAGACGACAACUUCUGUGUCUGUUUCAAAUAUAUUACUACUGAUUAAGUCUGAGGCCGGUAACAUCAACAGUCAGGACAAACCCAGCCUGCCUCUCUCCUUCCACACUGAGUCCAAACCUACAGUCACUGGGUCCUGAUUGUGACAGUGGAGCCCAGUUUGCACUGCAGGAUCCAGAGAUGGCAUCAGUGAAGCUGGAAGACUGCAGUCAAACACUGGAGCUGAAUGUCAACAUUAAAGAUGAAGAAGAGGAGGAGAAGAUUGGGACAUCAGUUUCUCAUGCUAUGAGGCCGGUAACAUCAACAAUGAGGACAAACCCAGCCUGCCUCUCUCCUUCCACACUGAGUCCAAACCUACAGUCACGGGGUCCUGAUUGUGACAGUGGAGCCCAGUUUGCACUGCAGGAUCCAGAGAUGGCAUCAGUGAAGCUGGAAGACUGCAGUCAAACACUGGAGCUGAAUGUCAACAUUAAAGAUGAAGAAGAAGAGGAGGAGAAGAUUGGGACAUCUGUUUCUCAUGGACGACUAGAAUUAAGUUUGAGGCCGGUAACAUCAACAGUGAGGACAAACCCAGCCUGCCUCGCUCGUGCUACACUAUGUCCAAACCUACAUUCACUGGGUCCUGAUUGUGACAGUGGAGCCCAGUUUGCACUGCAGGAUCCAGAGAUGGCAUCAGUGAAGCUGGAAGACUGCAGUCAAACACUGGAGUUGAAUGUCAACAUUAAAGAUGAAGAAGUGGAGGAGAAGAUUGGGAAACCUGUUUCUCAUGGAGACCAUGUUGAGACAUCCUCUACAUCCAGAGAGCAACAGCAGGAAGAUCACAGAGCUAAGAGGUCUCACCACUGCCCACAUUGUGAGGAGAUUUUCCCAUUUCUAUCAAAGCUAAAAAUACACCUCAAAAUACACACAGGAGAGAAUCGGUAUUCCUAUACUGACGGUGGGAAGAAUUUCACCACAUCCAAGGCUCUGACAGUUCAUCAGAGAGUGCACACAGGAGAGAAGCUUUUCUCCUGCUCUGACUGUGUAAAAUGCUUCACAACAUCAACUAGGCUAAAAGUUCAUCAGAGAACACACACAGGAGAGAAGCCUUACUCCUGCUCUGACUGUGGAAAGAGUUUCUCUCUACUGGGCCACUUAAAAAGACACCAACAUGUACAUACGGGAGAGAAGCCUUACUCCUGCUCUGACUGUGGAAAGAGUUUCUCUCGACUGGGCCACUUAAAAACACAUAAACAUAUGCAUACAGGAGAGAAGCCUUACUCCUGCUCUGACUGUGUAAAAUGCUUCACAACAUCAACUGAGCUAAAAGUUCAUCAAAGAACACACACAGGAGAGAAGCCUUACUCCUGCUCUGAUUGUGUAAAAUGCUUCGCAACAUCAACUAGGCUAAAAGUCCAUCAGAGAACACACACAGGAGAGAAGCCUUACAUCUGCUCUGACUGUGCAGCGAGUUUCUCUAUACUCUGCCACUUAAAACGACAUGAAACUAUACACACAGGAGAGAAGCCUUACUCCUGCUCUGACUGUGCGGCAAGUUUCUCUCUACUGUGCAACUUAAAACGACAUGAACGUAAACACACAGGAGAGAAACCUUAUCACUGCACUGACUGUGAGAAGAGAUUCUACAGAUUGGGCCAUUUAAAAAGACACCAAUGUAUACAUAAAGGAGAGACGUUUUCUCAGACCAGCUAAGAUUAGACACUCCACUUAAUUCUCAUGUCAUUAAAUAAUUGGCAACGUUGAAUUGAAUCAAAUGAAGAAAGCGUAGAACACUCCAUUGUUAUCCUAUUGUUUCUCACUGUGCAGAGGGAAUGGAGCGUUAUAGAAUGUUAGCCUCUCUUACUGAUCAGUGUGCACCUGGUCAGUUUUGGUGAGUGUUGUUAGCUUCUACUGUAAAGAUAUUGAGAUGACGUUGGAUUUGCCCUUAAGGUUUAAUAUCCUCUGUGAGGCGUCUCACUAUGGAUUCUGAUGGUUGACUGGGUGGUACUGCUUCCCUCUGCAGUUUUCUGUGGGAAUGAGCUGGUAGACAACAUGUACAGAGUGUACAAAACAUUAAGGACACCUGUUCUUUCCAUGACAUAGACUGACCAGCUGAACCCAGGUGAAAGCUCUGAUCCUUAAUGAUGUAGUUAUGUGUAUUUAUUAUAGAUCCUCAUUACCUUUCAACAAAACAAAAACUGCGGUUGCAGUGGGCUAAGGAAUGAAAACACUGGAUAACUGGGAACAUAUUGCCUGGUCUGAUGAAUCCCCGGUUCCUGCUGUUUCACGCUGAUGGGAGGACUAUGGUUUGCCGGAAACCACGAGUACAUGCAUCCAGUGGUGGAAAAAUUACCUGUCAUACUUAAGUAAAAGUAAUGAUACCUUAAUAGAAAAUUUCUCAAGUAAAGUGAGUCACCCAUUAAAAUACUACUUGAGAAAUAUUUGGUUGUAAAUAUACUUAUGUAUCAAAAGUAAAAGUAUUAAUAAUUUCAAAUUCCUUAAAUUAAGCAAACCAGACGGCACAAUUGUCUUCAAAAAGAUAUAUAUUACGGACAGCCAGGGGCUCACUCCAACACUCAGACAUAAUUUACAAACAGAGCAUUUGUGUUUAGUCAGUCCGCCAGAUCCAAGGCAGUAGGGGAGGACCAGGGAUGUUGCCUUGAGAAGUGUGUGAAUUGGACCAUUUUCUGUCCUGCUAAUCAUAAAAAAUGUAAGGGGUACUUUUGGGUGUCAGGGAAAAUGUAUGGAGUAAAAAGUACAUUUUCUUUAGGAAUGUAGUGAAAUAAAAGUUGUCAACAAUAUAAAUAGUAAAGUACAGAUACUACUAAAGUAGUUUAAAUAAUUUUUACUUCAUUACUUUACACCACUAUAUGCAUCCAUGCCGUGUGUCAGCAUUGCAGGCUGGUGGUGUGAUGGUUGGGGUGUGUUUUCAGGGCCCACAUUGGGCCCCUUGAUAAAAGAUGAACAAUGUUUGAAUGCUACAGGAUGUCUAAAUAAUCAUUGCCAAUCAGGUGCAUCCCUUCACGGCAGCAGUGUAUCCAUCUGCAAAUAGAUUUCUUCAGCAGGAUUAUGCCCCAUGCCACAAGGCUUGUCCAGGAAUGGUUCCAAGAACAUGACAGUGAAUUCAGCUUACUGCAGUGGCCUGCCGAGUCACCAGAUCUCAAUCCAAUUGUGCAUCUGUGGGAGGAGAUGGUACAAGCUAUUCAGAGUAGAGAUCCACUCCCAGCCAACUUGCCACCGUUGUGGGAAGCAUUGGGCCAGAAUCCCUGUGGAACACUCAACACCUUGGACAGUCUAUGCACCGAUGAAUUGAGGCUGUUCUGAGGACAAAGGGGGGCUGCAACUCAAUAUUAGGAAGGUGUUCCUAAUGUUUUGUACACAGUGCAUAUCAGAUAAAGAUGGUGGUGAUGAUGAAUGUAUUUGAAUAACUGUAUUGAAGUUAAUUGAUCUGGUGGCAGGUAGCCUAGAGGUUAACAGUGUUGGGCCAGUAACUGAAAGGUUGCUGGUUUGAAUCCUGAGCCGACUAGGUGAAAAAUCUGUCAGUGUGCCCUUGAGCAAGGCAAUUAACCCUUAUUUGUCUUGUAAAUCGCUCUGGAUAAGAACAUCUGCUAAAUGACAAGAAUGUAAUGAAAAAUGUUUGUACAUACAUUUUUAUUCUCCUGUGUAUAAUUAAAUGAAAUAAACAGUU
Salmo salar (Atlantic salmon) is the source of this 3689-nucleotide messenger RNA. NCBI's taxonomy places the organism in Eukaryota, Metazoa, Chordata, Actinopteri, Salmoniformes, Salmonidae. The record is from RefSeq and is a predicted model, not a curated record.